UGUGACUUUUAUAUAUAUGUACAUACACACACCUUUAAUCAUGUAAAGUCAGCUGAUUCUAGCUGAUCCUGAUUCUCAAAUGCAAGUGGCAGAAAAAGAAAUGGUCAGAGAGGAAUAUCCAGUUCCGGAGGAGGAAAAAAAAGAGGAAGAUAUAGAGGAAAUGAUACAACCGGAAGAAAAUAACCUGGAUAAUGUCAACGAGGAAAUGGAAUGUACCGAAGAGGAAGAACAUGCCAAUGAUAUUAAUAGAUGUCUGGAGGAAGAUGUAUAUUCUGAUAUCGGUAUCAAAGCAUUAGAAGAUGAGUUGAACCAUUUGGAAACUGCUCUGGAUCAUUUGGAGAAAAAUGAUGAUAUACAUGCAGAAUUGAUUGAAUUGUUGCAUUCUAAUCGUGAAGCUAGGAAACAAUUUCAAGAAUCACUGCAAAUUGAAAAUCAACAAUCACAGUGAUAAUUAUUAUGUAUAUAUAUAUUAGAAAAUCCAUAUGUACUUUGUUAAUUUAAUAUCUAGGACUAUCAUUCUAUUAUGUUGCAUAUAAUAUUGCAAAUUAAAAUAUUUCAUAUAUCUGUUAGAAUUGAGAGAUUUAAUCUACUCUCUAAGCAAAAAACAAAUUGUGUUUAUCAGUAUUUGAAUAUACAAACUUUGAUAGCAUUUCUGGUGAUAAGAAAAAUUCAAUUCUCACUAAUUACUAAACACUAACAAUAAGUACCAGUAAUAUAACAUUGAUGUUAUAUUAUUGUUACUUAGUAUUUAGUAAUUAUAACAAAUAGUUAUGCAAAUUAACAUGUAGUAGACAUACAUGUAUAUAUUUGAGAAAAUAUUAAUAAAUCUUUUAUUUUAUA
Molecule: messenger RNA, 840 nt
Organism: Nylanderia fulva
Lineage: Eukaryota; Metazoa; Arthropoda; Insecta; Hymenoptera; Formicidae
Source: RefSeq, a predicted model, not a curated record